GCGACCAAACAACUUGGUACGUGGAGCUAUUAACACAAUCGCUAUCGUACGUUACCGUGUUUGGAAAAAAUACUUUUUUUCCCGACGUACAGUUCUAUUCCGCGUAUCCAGACAAAAAUGAAGUUCCCCGGACAUGCUCCCUGAGCACCACGGACAUGUGAAACUUGACUCUGCAGUAGUGCAGAUGCAAGCCCCAGGCUGGAUUGAAUGGCACUGAGGAUACAAGACUGCGACUCAGUGGGAGUACUGCAAUGACCAGCCGGCACCCUAGCCAUGCAGAGAGCGCUCAUUCCACAGACAAACAGCCACCUGCCGCAUCUCCCAAGCUCCAUGUCCAGCGAUCUCUGUCAAAGGAGACCAUCACCAUCCACUUCUCAGCUCUCGGGAAGGAGGAAGAGGAGGAGGAAGAAGGGCUGUACAUGGCAUCUGCCUCCCCUACCUCAGCCACUCAGGAUGACUCGAGUAUUGUGACAGGCUUAGAGGCAAGUGAGGAGAUGUUUGAAGGGGCACAGUUGUACUCUGCAGCUGAGGCUGCUGUCAUUCCUGAAUCCACCAGACAGUCUUCUGUUUCUAGACGUGACGCCAAAGCUUCUCCCACGCAAACGCCGUCAUCGCGCGUUGCCGAGCAGAAAGGCUCGAGUUCUAAUUCCUCUCCCACUAAAUCGUUGAGUUUUCCCUCCAGUGACAAACCCUUCUACAACUUGGUGAAGUCUCUCUCCUCUGACAUUGAGUCCCGUGACGGGGUUUCUUCUGUUACUGCUCCAACAAUAAGGCAUAGGCAACUGAUGAAGUCUUUGGUCAAAUCCUUAUCUUCAGAUACAUCCCAGGAGUCAUCCUCCUCCUCCUCCACGCCCUACCGUCUUCCAGAACCCCGCCUUAACUUGCAACUCUUCAAGCAAUUCACACAGUCCCGGAUGUCAGCUGCUGCCACGUCAUCGGCUGGUGAUUCAAAAACUGCUCCUUCCUCUCCAUUAACCUCACCAGAUGCCCGCAGCUUCUUUAAAGUCUCAGAAGUGGAAGCACGAAUUGAAGACACUAAGCGCCGUCUCUCUGAGGUCAUGUACGAACCGCUACAACUUCUGAGUAAGAUUAUGGAUGAAAAGGGCAGCAGCAGCAUUUACCGACCCAAAAACCUAUCUUCCAGUGCCUCAGAACUCUCCGAAGUUACGUCUGUCAAUGGUCACAUGGAGAGCAACAACAAUUACUGCAUCAAAGAGGAAGAAGGAGCUGAGUUGGAGGCCGAGAGCCUCAACGGUGGGGCCUCUGGUCCAGCUGAAGCACUUUCUCCCUCCUCUAUUGACACUAAGAGCCCCAACAAAUCGUCAUUACUUUCCAUGUCCGCUCUUGCAAGACAGGAGGAUGAUGACUUUUGCAUCCUGUACAAUGAGGACUUCGAGACUUGCACUGACACCGAAGGUGACGAUGGUGACAGAACUGAUGAUACUGGAACUGGUAGUCAAACUAGAGUACCACUAAGUGGUAGUACAGAACCAUGCAGUGAAGCUGAAACGGAAAGUAUUGAGCCGGCACCAAGUGUUCCACACUAUACCCUGAUCAUCCUCACUGUACUGGUAUAUGGGUAUUUUGUAUUACCUUUCCCCAGCUACAUUGGAGGGAUGCUGCUUGGGAUUGGGCUGGGAUUCUUUUUAGCCAUUGGUGUUGUAUGGCUGACUGGACCAAAACCUUCAGGCAGUUUUAGACAUUCCAGACAACAUGGGAAGCUGUGGAAUCUGACAAAGUUGGACAUUAAAGAACCGGAAAUAUUUAAGGGCUGGAUGAAUGAGAUAUCAAACUACGACCCAGAGACAUACCAUGCCACACUGACACACUCUGUGUAUGUCCGGCUGGAGGGCUCCACCAUUCGCCUCUCUAAACCCAACCACAACGUCGCCCGCCGUGCCACACACAAGGAACCAAAACCUGACGUCAGCUACAUCAGUCAGAAGAUCUAUGAUCUCACCAACAGCAAAGUAUGUCUAGUGCCUCACAGCUUGGCCAGGAAGCGUAUAUGGAACAAAAAAUACCCCAUCUGCAUUGAACUCGCCAAACAGGAUGACUUCAUGUCAAAGGCCGAGGGAGACAGGUGGGAGGCCAGUGAGAGCUGGACCACAAGGGAUAAAGGAGAGGGUACGGGAGGGUGGUCUUCCUCCUCCAGCAGAGACCUGACCCUCUAUCUGUUUGGAAGGACCGGAAGGGAGAAGGAGGAGUGGUUCCAGAGGUUUCUUUCAGCUUCCAGGCUCAAGGCAGAUUUGAAGAAAGUGUCCAGUGUUGCAGGGAGUAAGAGCGCUCUGAGUUCUCACAGUCGCAGCAGCAGCCGCAGCAGUCUGGACGAGGCGCUGGGAUCUCAGCCCAGGUCAAAGGACUCCUCGAUCUCCUCAACAUCGGGCAGUGCCAAAGCUAAGCCACUGCUGGACUACAGUGUCUACAUGGCCUCUUUACUGCCAAAACAGGUGGCGGCCAGCCCUACAGCUGCCAGCCCUGUUCUCCAGAGUCCACAGAGCAGCCCUGGAGCUGAUAAGAAGCUUCUGAACACCACCUCAGCUCAGACGCAGCCCAGGGAGGAGAAGGAGGAGGAGGAGAAAGAGGAGGAGGAUCAUGUUGCCUGGGUGAAUGCGGCUCUCGGCCGGGUCUUCUGGGACUUCCUGAGCGAGCCCUACUGGGCUGAACUGGUUUCCAAGAAGAUUCAAAUGAAGCUCAGCAAGAUACGGUUGCCUUACUUCAUGAAUGAGCUAACCCUGACAGAACUGGACAUGGGUGUGGUCACUCCCAGGAUCCUUGGUGCAUCCAAACCUUCCAUAGACUAUCGAGGUCUGUGGUUUGACCUGGAGCUCUCCUACAGCGGCUCCUUCCUGAUGACCCUGGAGACCAAGAUGAACCUCAUUCGCCUGGGAAAGGAGGGAGAAAACCUCCGCUUAGGGGAGUUUGGCAAAGAUGGACACAGGCCACGGACUUACUGCCUGGCUGACAGUGAUGAGGAGUCAUCCAGUGCAGGCUCGUCAGAUGAGGAAGACUCCUCAGAGCUCACAAAUGAGUCGCUGGGAGCAGAGGGUUACGUUGGAGGCCACAAACCGAGCAAGAUCAUGCGCUUCGUGGACAAAAUCGCCAAGUCCAAAUACUUCCAGAAAGCGACAGAGACAGAGUUUAUCAAGAAGAAGAUGGAGGAAGUGUCCAACACACCGCUCCUGCUCACAGUGGAGGUGCAGGAACUCCGAGGAACACUGGCUGUCAAUAUCCCCCCUCCACCCACCGACAGGAUAUGGUAUGGCUUUAGGAAGCCGCCACACCUGGAACUGAAGGCCCGACCUAAACUGGGAGAAAGAGAAGUCACUUUGAUUCAUGUUACAGACUGGAUAGAGAAAAAACUGGACCAGGAGUUUCAGAAAAUCUUUGUAAUGCCAAACAUGGAUGAUGUUUGGCUGACUAUCAUGCAUUCUGCCAUGGACCAUCGCACAUCAGGUGGCCCUUUAGUCGGGCCCACAGCAGAUCCAGAGCUUUCCCAUCCAGAGAGGGACAGCCCCAGCCAGCCAUGAAGAAUGUUUACAGUAUUUCCUUGAGCUUAUGAAGUCUCAAAAUGGGAAAUGGAGCCAAAGUGGAUAGGUCAGACACUACUGUAAAAACAAAACACAUUCCCAUACAGAGUGGCUUUCUCACUUCCCACAGUAGCGACAAUAUGAAUUUUUAAAGCAACAAGGUCGAAGUUAGCCAAGGAAACACUAAAGAUAAACUGUUGGCCGCUGCUCUUUUCAGUAGUAUUUAUUGAGUCUUUGAAGGAUUUAUAUAAUAGUAAGAAGCUACUGAAUAGGCACUGAUAUGUGAAGAGUUAUAUUUGGCUCAGGCGCGGGGGUGGUUUCAGUUAAUAAGGGGAAUUUCUGGGGAUAGAGAAGUACACAAUGUCCCAUGAACACAUUAAUAUGGAAGCAUUCACCAGAUACCUUACAGCCUGCAGAUGACUAGUUUCUACUGGGGCCGGAGAGUGAGAUGGAGCACAGUAGCCCCUUUUUUUUUAGUUUAGACAUCCAACAAGUGGAGAGUUUAAGUAUGAUAGUAUGUUGAAAUUAGAGGUGUUUCAUAAUUAAAUGGUUAGUGUGUGAAGGAGAGUUAAGAAUUAAUAAAGAUGUAGGCAGGUUAAAAAGUGUAUUUGAAAAAGCUCAUAUACUUGAUGUUCUGUUUAUUUAUCAUACGAAACUCUUGUCUAAACCUUGAAGUGGCUUUAUGUCAGCUUUUUUUUUUCUUAAUCAGGUGUUAACUAACAGUAUUCAUUCAUGCUGUGACCACACCCUGAACCCUUCAUUUGCCAACACCCCACUUUUUAUGCCAAUGAUGCCCUUAUCCAUGUCUUGUAUGGACCUAAUGCUCAAGUGCAAAACGUACUGCAUAAUUAAGGAAAAAGUGUCAUUCACUAUGUAAAUUCCAUACUAAUGACAAGUAAAUGAACACAGUAAGUGCAAUGAUAGAAACACUAUGUAUGAUCUUGUAAAGAUAUUAUAUAAAAGCGUAUGUCUGAGAAGUACAAGGCAUCUAACUCUGUCUGUUGAAUGUAUGUAUGGAUCAUUUUGGUUCCUAAUGUUGUAUGAAAAUAGUUUUAACCCAGUCUCAUUUUGAUUGGGGUAUGCAAACUGUUGCACAAGUACAAGUGAAAGUUUCCUUUUUUGUUUUCUUGUGGUAAACACUAUCUCAUCUUGCAUAUCUUUUUUUUUUUUUUUUUUUUUCAAAUGUCAAUCAUUAUGUUUAUAGAAUACCAUGUGGUGUAUUUACCUACACAUCAUUAAUACUUAACGGUGUUGAUGGUGAUGAUGAUAGUGUUGGCAGUGGAUUUAAAUGACCAACUUUACUAUGUGACAGUGCUUUAAAAAAAAAAAAAAAGACUCUAUCGGCCAUACUGUAUGUAGACAGGAGCUUCAUUGUGGUUUGACACUCAGCUCAAGUUAAGGUACGUACUACAUAGCAGAACAUCUGUUGCCAAGAAUGUAUAGCCUUACAUACAGGUUCACUUUCUGAGAGUACCUUUUUAACCAGGAUAUAUUUCUAAUGUUAACCAAAGUCCUUUGAUUGGGCCCACAGUGCCAGAUGUCUCUCUGCUCAAAGGUACACAUCCUGAAUCAAUAAAGCAUUAUGAGGUAAUAUUUACAAAUGCGCUACAAUACCUGCAUUAACAUUGUUUACAGUAAUUAAUACUUUGUUUUCUCUUUUCCUUUUUUUUUUUGCUUUAUAAGGAUACUAAAGCACUGUAACAUUAAAUGGAUUUGUUCUAUAUGAUUGUUUUUUCUCUUUUGGUUACGUUUUGUUAAGUAUUUGUUUUUGAAUGACUUCAUGAGGUUGGUUGUGGUUGUAUUUUUUUUGUCUACUUAUUUGGUUAAACAGAAUGAAGAAUUUUGAGGAUAUAUGAAGAUCAGGUCAUGAUUUGCAUCUGUGAAUUAUUAAUGACUUUUUAAAAAUUUACAUGUAAUUUUAAGGCCAAAUUCAGUGAUUGUGUAUCUGCCUUAUUUAUAGAGCAAAAUAAAUAUGUCAAUUAAAGC
Messenger RNA from Scomber japonicus (chub mackerel), 5516 nucleotides. RefSeq names its product testis-expressed protein 2-like. Gene Ontology annotation, cellular component: endoplasmic reticulum. The record is from RefSeq and is a predicted model, not a curated record. Lineage: Eukaryota; Metazoa; Chordata; Actinopteri; Scombriformes; Scombridae. Gene Ontology annotation, molecular function: lipid binding. The coding region runs from base 252 to 3530 and encodes 1092 amino acids. The transcript is spliced from 13 exons.